Molecule: messenger RNA, 1859 nt
Organism: Danio aesculapii
Lineage: Eukaryota; Metazoa; Chordata; Actinopteri; Cypriniformes; Danionidae
Gene: smarcal1
Product: SWI/SNF related, matrix associated, actin dependent regulator of chromatin, subfamily a-like 1
Exons: 9
Coding region: 459-1859 (466 amino acids)
Biological process (GO): DNA repair; replication fork processing
Cellular component (GO): nuclear replication fork
Molecular function (GO): ATP-dependent chromatin remodeler activity; ATP binding
Source: RefSeq, a predicted model, not a curated record
ACCCUAAACCUACCCCUCGCAGUAAUAUAAAAAUAGUAAUUAUGACUGUACAGUGCCGCAAAAAUUACGCUAUAUUGACAUGCGCAUGCCCAGUAGCCGCAGAUGUAUCCUUGCUACACCGCGUCGUUUGAAAUAUACGGUAAAGUUUUUCUGUAACUUAUUAUGAUGAAUCUGGUUUUAACGCCAGAUUUCGUUUAGCAAGAUUUAAACCUCAAACGACACGUGAAUUGAAUAUAUUUGAGUUGACUGUUAAACUCUGAACUUUGACAACAUCGAUACUGCUCAAGAGACUAUAAACAAGCAUAUCAUAUGAGUCCACUAACAGACUGGGAGGAUUCAGCCGGAUUUAGUUAUUCUAUCUUAUGCAAUAGGUUUAAUUACGUGUGUUAAGUACUACAUGUUUAUCCUUUGUUAGUCGUUGUUUUAGUAUGCACUUGUAAGUGUUCACUAAAGCAGGGAUGUCUGCGAGUCUGACUCCAGAACAGCAGCGGAUGAUCGAAGAAAAUAGAAAACGAGCAUUAGCCCGAAGAGCUGAAAGACAGGCUCAAAUCACAGAUCCUGGAAGUUCCCAAAACAAACACACACAGUCCUGGACAACAGGAGGCCCGGACAAAAACCACCAGCUUUUUGCAUCUGAUCGGGGACAGUCAUCUACAAGACAGACUCAGCUCAUAGAUGCUAAUGCAGCGUGUGCAAAAACAGCACCUCCGACUUCCAGCCCUGCUGCCUCUACAGCUUCUAGUUUUUAUGGACAGGCAGGAAAACCAAGCACUGGAGAAAAGAGACCAUCUAAACCCCCUGAGCCCGCAGCAAAUAACCCUGCAAAGAAACCAGCGGUGUCCUUGAGGGGAAGAUGCGUUUCACACUCAGAAAACCGUUUUCGAGUGGAGGUGGGCUACCAUGCAGACCUCAUUCUAGUGUUCAAAAGCAUUCCCUCCAAAAGCUACGAUCCUGCUACAAAGAUGUGGAACUUCAGCCUUGAGGACUACCAGAUGCUCAUGGAGCAGGUGGCACAUUUCCCCUCCAUCUCACUCAAACCUCUGGAAGGGAUGGAAGGGCUGAAUAUUUCUGCAUCCUCCUGUCGGCCCAAAGACGCAGCAGCAAUGGCGGCUCUGAUGCGCCUCUGUCAGGGUUGGCAGAAACCGGGUGCUACAAUGAAAGGGAAGUGCAUUUUAGUGUCUCGCUCUCGGCUGGAGGUGGAUAUCGGAUACCACCCUGAUGUUAUUGGGAUUUUUAAGCAAAUGCCAUCCAAAAGUUACGACAUGAAGACCAGAAAGUGGACCUUUCUUCUUGAGGAUUACGGGAAACUCAUGGCGGAUCUGAAUGAACUGCCUACAGUGGAGACUGAGCCUUUACCUCACGCAGUUCUCCAGUCCUUCUCCAGUCAGUUUGAGAAAACCCAAACCAAAGCUCCAGUUCCUCCUGAAGCAGAUCUCUCACACAUCGAUCCACAGCUCACACGCAGCCUCAUGCCCUUCCAGAGAGACGGAGUCAAUUUUGCAGUGUCCAGAGAGGGCCGUUUGCUACUGGCUGAUGAUAUGGGCCUCGGGAAGACGGUUCAGGCCAUCUGCAUCGCUGCCUAUUACAGGAGUGAGUGGCCUCUGCUGGUGGUCGCCCCGUCCUCAGUGCGCUUCACAUGGGCUGAGGCUUUCCGCCGAUGGCUGCCUUCAGUGAAGCCGGACAGCAUUAAUGUGGUGGUUAAAGGAAAAGACAGCCUGCGCUCCGGCAUCGUCAACAUCAUCAGCUACGACCUGCUCAACAAGAUGGACAAACAGCCGCCGUCCAGCCCGUUCAACGUCAUCAUCAUGCUGAAUGUGCAAAUGGCGGAUCUGUGUAAACAGAGGUGCGCAAUUGUUUAA